UCUGCCUACGUUGUAAAUGUAGGGAAUAAAGUCAAUAAAUAAUUAUUUUUAUCAGUACAUUUAAUAACCUAUAGAUAUCUAUUUCAUAGAUAUUUUAUAGAUAUCUACGGAAGAUGUAAAUGAAUGUAUACAAGCAAGUCAUGUUUUUAUUGGGAAUACAUUAAUAAAAAGGUUAACAUAAUAACAUAUAUAGUUCGUAACAUAAUGUAUAUUGCAUCAGUUUAUAAAAAAUAGUGCAUCUAUUAAAUUUUAUUUCCAAUGUUACAGAACUAACAAUUUCAAAUAAAAUUUAAUAUUAAAUACCUAUUAUAUACUUUUAUCUUAUUCUUGUGGUUGUGAUAAUACGAUAAGAAUUUUAUGUAUUUAACGAUAUACAGUAUACGAGUGUGAUAAAAUAUUGUUUAUUAUACAUAAAUAAGUAUAAACUACACACGGAGCCAACUGACAAAGUAUCUACGCCUUUUAUUUAGAAACAAUGGCAAAAAAUUUAUCUAAAACAAUGAAGGCUGUAGGCCUAUAUAAAUAUUUACCUAUUUCUGAUCCAAAUAGUUUGUUGGAUAUUGAAGUAAGUUUACCAAAAUUGCAAAAGAGUGACGUGUUAGUAGAAGUGAAGGCAAUAGCAGUCAAUCCUAUUGAUACAAAACAACGGGCACCAAAACCUAUUAUUGAAACAACACCACGUAUUUUAGGAUGGGACGGAGCAGGCAUAGUCAUUGAAAAAGGAGAAAAAUCAAAUAUUUUUAAUAUAGGAGAUGAAGUAAUUUUUACUGGUGAUUUAAGAAGAAAUGGUUGCAAUGCUCAAUAUGUAGCAAUCAAUGAAUUCUUGGUAGGCCCUAAGCCAAAAAAUCUUACAUUUGAACAAUCUGCUGCAAUGCCAAUUACAGCUGUUACUGCAUAUGAAUCCCUUUUUGAAAGAUUACUUCUAUCAAACAAGGAGGCAGGAAAAUCUAUUUUAGUAAUAAACAGUGCAGGUGGUGUUGGCUCAGUGGCCACUCAAUUAGCUAGCAAUCUUGGUCUUAAAGUUAUUGGAACUGCUUCACGGAAAGAUACAAUCAAUUUUUCUCUUUCACAUGGUGCUAGUGUAGUUCUUAACCACUCUAAGGAUCUAAUUUCACAACUUGCAGAUAAUGGCUAUGAAAAUGGAGUUGAUUAUAUCUUAGUAAAUUAUGAUCCAUAUCCAUAUUGGGACACAUUAAUGCAAGUUAUUAAGCCACAGGGAAAAAUUUGUUUAAUAGUUGAUAGCAGUGGUUUGGUGGACAUAAAGCCUUUGAAGGACAAAAGUGUUACCUUAGCAUCGGAAUCAAUGUUGACAAAAAUAAAAUAUGACACUGAGGACUUAUUCAAACAUCAUGAGAUGUUGAAGGAAAUUUCAAAAAUGUUGGACAAUGGUCAGCUGAAAACAACACUCAAAAAAGUUUUAACACCAAUUAAUGCUGUUAAUUUGAAAGAGGCUCAUAGAAUUUUAGAGGAAAAGACAACGAUUGGGAAAAUUGUUCUUACUGGUUUUUAAAUAAAUCAAUAUCUGAUUGUUUUACAUUAUGUAUUAUUGUUGCUAUUGAUACAUUAAAUGUAUGUCAUGUUAACUACAA
Messenger RNA from Nymphalis io (European peacock), 1589 nucleotides. Its product is annotated as zinc-type alcohol dehydrogenase-like protein SERP1785. NCBI's taxonomy places the organism in Eukaryota, Metazoa, Arthropoda, Insecta, Lepidoptera, Nymphalidae. The record is from RefSeq and is a predicted model, not a curated record. The transcript has a single exon. Gene Ontology annotation, molecular function: oxidoreductase activity; zinc ion binding. The coding region runs from base 476 to 1510 and encodes 344 amino acids.